Messenger RNA from Anoplophora glabripennis (Asian longhorned beetle), 2564 nucleotides. Its product is annotated as protein Malvolio. The record is from RefSeq and is a predicted model, not a curated record. The coding region runs from base 453 to 2159 and encodes 568 amino acids. Gene Ontology annotation, biological process: metal ion transport; manganese ion homeostasis; response to manganese ion. NCBI's taxonomy places the organism in Eukaryota, Metazoa, Arthropoda, Insecta, Coleoptera, Cerambycidae. Gene Ontology annotation, molecular function: iron ion transmembrane transporter activity; cadmium ion transmembrane transporter activity; manganese ion transmembrane transporter activity. Gene Ontology annotation, cellular component: apical plasma membrane. The transcript is spliced from 12 exons.
CUAUUAACGUGCAAUAAAACCGCAUUGGGAAUUGGGGGAUAAACCUUCAAUGUCUUUAAUUGCCUUUAUUGUUCCAAUACCGCAUUUUUAUGGAGUGGGGAAUGUUUUUCCACACCGUAAUUUUAGAAAAUAGCGAGAAAUUCUUCACUAAACGCACGCUUCACUACGCACCGCUUUAGUACCUUGCCUUCUGCUUUUAACGUUUAACGAACGCACAUGUGUUAGUAGUUCCGAGUUCACAGUUCACUGCUGAGCAGAAGUUGACUCAAUGCCAGCUGUCAUUACACAAACAUUUUUUUAAUUUUUGUUAACAUGCCGUAAUUUCACACAGUCAAAUUAUAGUCAAGUUAAAAAUUGUCUGUGCCCGUUAAGGAGUACCUAAUUCAUUGUGAUAAAUUUUGUGAUUCUGUUUUUAGUUAGGUAUGUGCAACUAGGCAUUGAAAUAAAUAAAGAUGCCUAAAAUGUCAUAUACACCUAGUGACAGUGGUCAAGGUAGCUCGAACCAUUCCAAUCCUGACUUAAAUACGGGCGAUGGUCGACCCAUUGGCUCGAUGCCUAGCGAAACAACAUUGCUAAGUCCCGUAAACACAUAUUUUUCUGAUGCAAAAAUUAAAAUUCCGGAAACAUCACAUCAAGGUUUCAGUUUCAAAAAGCUAUGGGCUUUUACAGGGCCCGGCUUCCUGAUGUCCAUAGCCUAUUUGGAUCCGGGAAAUAUAGAAAGUGACUUGCAGAGCGGUACUAUAGCCGAAUAUAGGCUGUUAUGGGUUCUGUUGAGUGCGACGAUUCUGGGCCUUCUUAUGCAAAGGCUAUCUGCUCGACUUGGUGUUGUAACUGGGUUGCAUUUAGCAGAAAUGUGUUACAGGCAAUACAGAAAAGUUCCACGUCUACUUUUGUGGAUCAUGAUAGAAGUAGCUAUUAUAGGGAGCGAUAUGCAGGAAGUUAUCGGGACAGCUAUAGCUAUAUACCUUCUAUCUAACAGAGUAAUACCAAUUUGGGGUGGAGUAUUAAUAACGAUUAUCGACACCUUCACUUUCCUAUUUCUUGACAAAUACGGUCUUCGAAAACUAGAAACCUUCUUCGGUUUACUCAUCACCAUCAUGGGUGUCACCUUCGGUUUCGAAUACGCCACCUCAAAACCCAACGCCGUAGGCGUACUAGAAGGAAUGUUCAUACCCUGGUGCAAAAAUUGCGAUUCGAGGGCUCUUCUGCAAGCCGUGGGAAUUGUCGGUGCUGUUAUAAUGCCUCAUAACCUGUAUCUGCAUUCGGCUUUGGUAAAGUCGAGGGAUAUCGAUAGAACAAAGAAGGAAAAAGUUAGCGAUGCCAACAUGUAUUUCUUUGUGGAGGCAGCUAUAGCCCUUUUAGUCAGUUUUGUGAUAAAUGUUUUCGUGGUAGCUGUUUUUGCCCAUGGGCUAUUCCAAACGACAAAUCAGGAAGUGCAUGAUUUGUGCCUCAAACAUCCUUCUCUCAAUGCCUCAAUUUUUCCGGAAAAUAACAAGUAUGUCGAUGCCGAUUUGUACAAAGGAGGAAUUUUCUUGGGAUGCACUUAUGGUUUGGCAGCUAUGUACAUUUGGGCAGUUGGUAUAUUGGCCGCUGGACAAAGUUCCACAAUGACAGGUACUUACGCUGGUCAGUUCGCUAUGGAAGGCUUCCUAAACCUGCAGUGGGCCCGAUGGAAGAGAGUUUUAUUCACCAGGACAAUAGCUAUUAUUCCCACUUUCUUUCUAGCUUUCUUCAGCCACCUCGAAGACCUGACCAACAUGAACGAUAUCCUGAACGCCAUAAUGAGCCUGCAGUUACCGUUUGCUACUAUACCGACGAUCGCCUUCACCAGCAACCCGCAGAUAAUGGGCGAAUUCGUAAACGGAUUGGGGAACAAGGUAGCGUCUAUACUUCUAAGUAUAGUCGUGAUAGCGAUAAAUACCUAUUUCGUCGUCAAUACAGUAAACGAGUUGGAAUUGCAUUGGUUUCCGCUUCUCGUGGUGAUACUAGUCGGUAUCUUGUACUUACUUUUCUGCGCGUACUUGGUCGUUCACAUGGCCAUCUCGAUGGGUAACACUCGAUUGUUGAGAUACGGGUUCGUCAAUAAGUACGUGAUGGGCCCGAUCGAUUCGGCUUUGGACAUAAGUCCUAUUAGUUACGCAAGUGACGAGUCUGCCUGAUACUGAGGUAUCAGAAUUACCGUUUCGUCAAAAGUAUGUUAGGUCCCAGUCUGAGUGGACCCUAGGAAACUCGUCAGCUAUAGAGGUAGCCAAAUUUUGAUAUGAAAACGCUAAUAAUAAAUUUUUAUGAUUUUGUGCCUUAAUAUAUUUUAAUAGGAGUGUCAAGUGUGUAAUAUUUUAUCUUUGAAUGAUGACUAUGUGUACUUUCAUCUAUUUGUUUUCUUUUUAUAUAUUCUAUUGUGAAAUUUUAAUUGAUGAAAAGAGUGAUUCUAAAUACACGAAAGAAAUAUCAGUGAUUAUUAUGAAUUGGUAUGAAUGAUAUAAUGUAAAUGUUACAAAAUUUACCAGGAAAGGAAACAUUUUGAAAUUUAUUAAUUACUGGGCGUGAUUUUAUUGUUGGAAAGU